Molecule: messenger RNA, 357 nt
Organism: Didymodactylos carnosus
Lineage: Eukaryota; Metazoa; Rotifera; Eurotatoria; Philodinida; Philodinidae
Source: the annotation of a GenBank genome assembly
AUGGAAGCUAUUGUCGGUGGUGGGGAUGGUGAUGGUGGUGGUGGCGCCUCUCCUUGUGAUGAACCUUGGUCUCAUGAGGAUGUCGAACAAACGGACAAUGAUGCACCGUAUUGCCUGUCACUACUUGCUGCUGUAACACUAGAUCCAACUUAUUCAACAAGUAGAACUACUUCAAUUGACACAAACAGUGGUGGAAUUACAGCAUCAGGUGCAACAAUUCCAAGUGGAAAUGGUGGAGAUAGUAGUACUGAUGCCUUUGCUGGUGGCGCAAGUACUCCAAGUGGUGCCGCUGCCAUGUCCCUUUCGACCGUGUUGUUACUGGUCAGUACGGGUUGGAUGAUUUAUGAACUCGAAUGA